UGGAAUGCUGGAAAAGGCAUUCCUUAACCUUAUUUUUGUUUAUCUUUUUUUGCCUUCCCUGCAAUUCACGCUGAGGAGUUUCUAUUAUCUCACGGUGUUGCUUUUACUCCAUCAAUUAUACAAGACUGUUUAAUUGGGCGCACUUUAUAGUGACAUAAGGAAAGUUUAUUGCGUCGGCAGAUUAAACAAUCAGAGAUUAAGAACAAUGUUCCUGUCCAAAGUCGCCAGGAGAUUCCCUCCCCUGCUGAGGGCCGGCUCGUGUAGAUUCGCCUCCACGGAGCUGGUGCGAACGCAGGUGGACGACAAGACCGGGAUUGCCGUGGUCACGAUGAACAGACCUCCGGUGAACAGCUUGAAUCUAGAUUUGCUGCGCGAACUUUCAUCGGCUCUGGAUGAUGUGGAGAAGAACAAGUCUGCCGGCUUGAUCCUCAGCUCCUCGUCGGACACCGUCUUUUGCGCCGGUCUGGACAUCAUGGAGAUGUACAAGCCGGAUCCGGAGCGUCUGAAGGACUUCUGGACUGCGGUGCAGGACGUGUGGCUGAAGCUGUUCGGAUCGCCCUUCCCCACGGCGGCGGCGAUCAACGGACACGCGCCGGCCGGUGGCUGUCUGCUGGCCAUGUGCUGUGAGUAUCGCGUGAUGAGGCCCAACUUCACGAUCGGCCUGAACGAGACGCAGCUGGGAAUCGUGGCGCCGUCCUGGUUCAUGGACACCAUGCUGAACAUCCUGCCGCGCCGCGAAGCGGAGAUGGCGCUGACGAUGGGCAAGAUGUUCAGCACGGAGAAGGCGCUGGAGAUCGGGCUGGUGGAUCAGGUGGUGGACACGAAGGAGGAGACGAUCGCCAAGUGCACGGAAUUCAUCCAGCUGUUCGCGAAAGUGCCCAAAGUGGCGCGCUCCAUCACGAAGCAGGCCUUCAGGAGCCAGGCUCUCGGGAGUCUGGACAGAGAGCAGGAUCUGCAGCUCUUUCUGUACUCCGUCCAGCAGCCGCAAGUGCAGAAGGGCCUGGGAUUGUACAUUGAGAGCCUGAAGAAGAGGAAGUGAGAAAACAGAAGC
Molecule: messenger RNA, 1051 nt
Organism: Phlebotomus argentipes
Lineage: Eukaryota; Metazoa; Arthropoda; Insecta; Diptera; Psychodidae
Product: enoyl-CoA delta isomerase 1, mitochondrial-like
Exons: 2
Coding region: 206-1039 (277 amino acids)
Biological process (GO): fatty acid beta-oxidation
Cellular component (GO): mitochondrion
Molecular function (GO): enoyl-CoA hydratase activity
Source: RefSeq, a predicted model, not a curated record